Haliotis rubra (blacklip abalone) is the source of this 2578-nucleotide messenger RNA. RefSeq lists its product as uncharacterized. The record is from RefSeq and is a predicted model, not a curated record. The transcript has 5 exons. Bases 131 to 880 code for a protein of 249 amino acids. NCBI's taxonomy places the organism in Eukaryota, Metazoa, Mollusca, Gastropoda, Lepetellida, Haliotidae.
CAUCUGGAAGAGGCAUCACGGUGACGCAUGUUGGCUUGAACAUGGUGUUCACUCUUUGCUUCGUCCUACUGGAAGAUGCAGAUCAGUGUCGGGCUUAAACGUUCAGACAACACCUAGAGACGGAACCAAGAUGAGGCUUACAACGAGAAACCUGGUGAUCGCUGUUUGCUAUGCCUUUCUACAUGGUGUUUUCGUAAUCAAGGCGGAGAACAUUAUGCUGGCAAAGCCCAGUGAAGUCAGCGAAACCUACUGGAACGCUGACUUUGCCAAUGAUGGAAACAACAACCCAGGAUCCACACCAGCUAGAACUUGGCCCAAUGAGAAUCCCUACUGGCAGGGGGAUCUACAGGGAAACUUCACUAUCCACAACAUCUCAGUUACAAGUGACGUCUCUUAUAGUUUUGGAAGUGAGCUUGGGAGUGCAUACGUGGAGGUGCGCGCCGAUGGCAACAGUGGUUGUCCGGACGACGACAUCUUCAUCUGCGGCCAGUGUCCAGAAGUAGUUGGUACAGGAGAAACCUUCACGUUCACUUGUUCCCAUCCACGGCCAGUGAGAUUCGUGAAGGUCUGGAGAAACCUGACUGGAGAAUUGGUUGUUUCAGAGGUUGUGGUGCAAGGGACUCCAGUGGCAACACGUGUGACUAUGUACAGUAAGGAGCCCAACAUUAAAGUGUCAACACCUAUGACGUCACUCGCAGUUACUUCCGCCGCUGAUUGUAGUUCCCGAUGUUACGCAAACAAGUCUUGUCUGAGUUUCAGUUACCACCCAACAACUGAUCCAAACUGUCUCCUAGCAACAAACCCUGAAGAUGCAGCAGGAGCUGUCGGAUGGUCCAAGUACACCAUCGACGAAUGUUCAAGUUACAACACUUGUGAAUGACCCAUUGCUAACAGAUCACCUGCUGGUUCUCUUAUGACGUUUCAUAUUCAUUUACAGUUGUUACAGAUACGUCUGGUGCAGGGAUUACUUUUGUAUAUGUUGUGAAAAAUAUUUUAGCAGAUCAUCUUCAGUAUCGGAUAAGCAUUUAAAAUACUUCUCCUCGUCAACCUUUGAUAGCUUAGCAGUAUAUCAUUAUCUUAUUGUAAUAUUUCACAUCAGAGAUUCAUAAAAAUACCCACAAAAAAAAAACAAAUAGGAUAUUUUAUCUUUGGUAAAAUUCCGAAUGGAACAUUACAGUUGAUUUGACUCCUUUUACAUUUUUUUUUGGUAAUGAAUUGUAAUGUUUGUGGUGGUUUUAUACAUGGACAAACUGAUGCUGUGAAAUGAGGCUUUCUGAACGAUUCAUAUUCUUUAGGAAUUAGAGAGACAGACAUGGGCAUUUCCGACAAGUGACCACAUUUUGUAAAUUCGACCGAAAGCAACAUGGUGAAGAAUUGUCAUCAAAGUGACUGCUGAUCACAAACCUUUCAGUAUUCAGUCAGAACAGAUAAAAGUUUCCAUAUCGCCAUUCCAUGUUUAGUCAUGAGCUAUGAAAGAUUGAUGGAACAGUUCUAGGAAAGGUUGUCUCGUCCAAGUACAUGCUUCGAUACCCUGAAUAUGGUCCAGGAGUUUUAAGAUCAGAGAAUUUGCUGCUGUCUCUUGAAACACAAUUUAAUGCAAGUGUAUGUUAGCUGUUUAAUACCAAGAUAUCAUUUGUAAAAUAGUGUUGACAAAUGGUAGUGAGGCAACGAUAACAUUAAUAGUAUUUCAUACUCACAUACAUCUUCAAUGAUUUGACACAUUUCAGUGAUCCGGAUUGUUCGACAAAACGUAAAGUACAUAUUAUUUAUAUUAAUUAUACUUAUUUCAUCCUAGCGUUUGAAAAAAACAACUGUAUAAGUAUGGCUUCAUGACAUACCUGUACAAAAAGGGCUACAAUCGUUCAGAUAUUUUUAGAGACGAAUAUGUGAUGCCUACGGAUGCAAUAGGUGAGCGAUUGUUCAGUUUCUUCUCUUUGCGCAGGCACCCUGGUUUUGUGAUAAGUGAUUGAAAGUUAUAGUUGACUGCUUUUUUAAGUUAUAGUCUGGAUAAUUAAAAUGGAGGUGUCUAGGUGAACUGUCCUUAGGCGCUUUUGGGGUUUGGUCCUGCAAGUGAUAAUAUCAAAACCAGUGUUCAGUCACUGAUAUAAGACAUACAAAUCAGAGACGAAAAGUCCUCUUUUGUAUAAUUUAAUAAGAUAUUUGGCCAUUCGUAUUACAGUCUAGAAUGAACAGGAUAUUAACAUUCUUUUCUUUGAGAAGAGAUUAAAAACAAACAUGGAACAUGUUAUGUUAGUGUUAUUCAUUCUAUAAUAAUGUUCCAAAUUUACAGAUGUAUGCAGAUAGUCAUUGAUGGGCAGUUGUGUGCUAUAUUUAAAGAAACCGAGUCUGGAAGGUACUACAAUUAUGUAUGCUUUUCUGAUCCAGGAAGUAUUUUUAUGUUUAUAAAGGAACCUUAAAUUACAUAUCAAGUUCCAAGAAGACCAGCAAUUCUUACCAAGGAUACUCAGCUUAUUUUGGAAACAAGGCUAUUGUUGCAGUGAGAUGUAUAUUACCACCAUUAUCCUUAUUGCUGUAAUCACUGCUUUGUAGUGAUUCGUAUUCAAUUUGUAUUUAUAAA